AUGACUUCCCUCCAACCGCUAGCCCCGAAAGAUGCUUCACCAAUAAAACGCAACACGAUUAACCAAAGACGCUGUCGUGCCCGACGCCAGGAUUACAUUGAGGACCUAAAGCGCCGGCUACGUACUUACGAGACUCAAGCCAUCCAAGCUACUGCAGAAGUGCAGGCGGCAGCCCGGAAUGUCGCUGACGAGAACCAUGCCUUGAAAGAGGAGGUCAAGGCUUUGAGGAAGCAGAAUGAGGCGUUGCAGACGUCCUGGGAGGAGCGUUUCAGAAGCCUGACGCAGAAAGCCGCCGAGGAGGACCGUGCCUUGAGAGAGGAAAUCAAAGCUUUGAGAGAGCAGAAUAAGUUGUUGCAAAGGUCCUGUUCUCAGCCCUAUAGUAGUGCGACGCGGAACCAGGACAAAGUGGAAGGCCCUAUCGUCGCUGAUAGACAACAGAAAGAGAGACAGCCCGGAGCAAGAAAGCGCCGGGUGUUUGACGGGAAGGUAUUUGAGACGGGUAUUCCUUUCACGGCGUUGCCGGCACUACCUCAUCAAGAUCACGAGACGCACGCGGGGCCUACCAGUAUGAAAAUCCCCGUUUCGAUGACAUCCAGGUUUCGGAUUCCACCGCGAAACCUGUCCAGACCGCCUCCGAACACACUCCAAUCUCAUGACGUUGCUCUCACAGAUGACCAUGCUCAAGAAGAAGACAUUCUGGCUUCACCCGAUGAAGAAGACGGCUCUUCCACUCUCAUGCCGUCCCCUCCGUUUUCGAAUUUCGCGACCUCAGAUCCUGACGACCUAGCUUCAACACCUCAUCCUCCCUAUUCACCUCCAUCUCCAGCCAUCUCUCCCUUCCAAUCCAAGUCAAGACUCUGCGGGCCCGCCCGCACGGCGAACAGCACGCCCUGCCUCGAAGCCGCCCUCAUCAUCGCCAGUAUGCGGGGCGUGCCCGCCCACGAUAUUACAGUGGAGACGGAAAUUCUCCCUGAACUUGGUUGCCAUGGCCCUCUUUCGCGGCCGAAAUGUAUAUCGCCCAAAGACUGCAGGGGACACGGGCCUGGCCACGGGCAAAGCCAGCCUGGGUCUGGAGGUAUCGACACCAUUAGCGAGGGUUUGAGUGCGGGCAACGGAAGCGAAGCAGAAAUGGGACCCUCUAUCUGUGCGGUCGAUAAUAGGAAAUUAUUUGGGAUUCUGGCGCGGGAGGGGUAA
Cladophialophora psammophila CBS 110553 is the source of this 1194-nucleotide messenger RNA. RefSeq lists its product as uncharacterized. The record is from RefSeq and is a predicted model, not a curated record. The coding region runs from base 1 to 1194 and encodes 397 amino acids. NCBI's taxonomy places the organism in Eukaryota, Fungi, Ascomycota, Eurotiomycetes, Chaetothyriales, Herpotrichiellaceae. The transcript has a single exon.